Messenger RNA from Coniosporium apollinis CBS 100218, 1815 nucleotides. RefSeq lists its product as uncharacterized. The transcript has a single exon. NCBI's taxonomy places the organism in Eukaryota, Fungi, Ascomycota, Dothideomycetes. Gene Ontology annotation, cellular component: nucleus; cytosol. Gene Ontology annotation, molecular function: cysteine-type endopeptidase activity; cysteine-type deubiquitinase activity. The record is from RefSeq and is a predicted model, not a curated record. Gene Ontology annotation, biological process: protein deubiquitination. The coding region runs from base 1 to 1815 and encodes 604 amino acids.
AUGCCCGACAAGCCAUUGACAAUAGCGACCUACGCCGCGGGGGCCUCCCUCGCAGCCAUAACCCUCGUCUACGUCUUCGGCCCGACCUUCUUCCUCGACGACUCGAGCUCCUCGCGCAAGAAAUCCAGCGUCGUCGGCCUCUCGAACCCCGCAAACGACUGCUUCAUCAACGCCGUGCUCCAGGCGCUCGCGGGCCUGCCCGACCUGCGCAAGUACCUCAUCCGGGAAGUCCAUCGGAGACAGUUGGGCGGGGAGGAGGUGUACAGCAUCACGGAGCAAGAGGCGCAGGACGCGCGGGAUGGGGGGAAGGCGUGGUUGCUGGAGGGGUUGCGGCAGGGGAUUGUUACGCAGGCGCUGAAGGAGGUGCUGGAUCGGCUGAACGAGAGGCCGAUAUAUAGGAAAACGAUCUCGGCGCAGGCGUUUGUGAGUACGCUGGAACAGGCGUUUAGGACGAGGAUCUCGAGACAGCAGCAGGAUGCGCAGGAGUUUUUGCAGAUCGUGACGGAGAGGCUUGAGGAGGAGUAUCUAGCUGGAAGGAGGGCGAGGAGGAAAGCUAGGAGAUUGGUGGUGGGAAGAUCGGAGGGUGAGAGCGCGGCGGUGGACAGAACGGAUAGUCCGCAAGGCGGUGAUGUGGACCGGUCUGAGCAAGACGAGGAGGUCGAAGCAGCCGACGCAGACGAGCAAGAUGAGAAUAGCCAGGACGGGGACGAAGAGGAGGACGCCUUCCCCUUCGAAGGAAAGAUCCAAUCUCAGAUCGAGUGUGUGACAUGUCACUUCAAGCCCAAACCAACAGUCUCAACCUUCGUCACCUUGACGUUAAACAUCCCUCAACAAUCCUCAACAUCACUGAAUAGCUGCUUCGAUGGCAUGCUCAAAGUCGAACACAUUGACGACUUCAAAUGCGAGUACUGCCGCCUCGCGCACGUCCUAUCCGUCAAGCAGCGGGAGCUCGCAAGCGCCACCACCGCGCGGAGCAGAGAAGCUCUCGCAGCCGAUAUCACAAAAAUACAGAAAGCCAUGGCCGAGAAUCCAGAGAAGCCGCCAAAAGAUGUCUCGCUCCCAGACAGCAAGCUGGCGCCCAAACGGCGCAUAGCCCGCCACAUGCGCAUCUCAUCCUUCCCCAAAGUCCUCGGCAUCCACCUCUCCAGAUCCAUCUACUCCGCCUCCAGCCUCUCCACCAAGAACACGGCCAAGGUUGCCUUCCCCGAGAGCUUGCCCCUGGGCGGCAUCCUCAACCAGAAGAAGUACCGCCUCCUCGGCGUCGUGACGCACAAAGGCGGCCACGACAGCGGGCACUACGAGUCCUUCCGGCGGCAGGUAACACCAGUGCCGUACUCAACCCCGCACUCGUUCGGCACCGAGGGCGCCUACAGCGCCAUGGGCACGCCUAACCCGUCAGCCGUCCCAAGCCCGCGGAUACCAGCCAAAGAUUCCCAGGAGCGGCCGCGGGAGCACGGCUCCAUGGCUCCGCCGUCUGUGGUUCCGGAUCCGUCGUUACUGAGCCCAUCGCCGUCCUCGUCAUCGCAAUCCUCGCGUUCGUCAGGGAGUCGAGCGGCACCGACAUCCCAUCCGCGGGACGAGAGGGGCCUGAAGCCGCCGCGGCCGUCGGAGUCGUCGCAGCCGAGACCGUCGACUGCGUCGGCUUCGAUGGCGGAUAUGGCGCGGUUCAGGAGGAAGGCGAAGAAGAAGAAGGAUGGUCGGUGGUGGCGCAUCAGUGAUGAUAAGAUUAGGGAGUGUAGGACGGCGGAGGUGCUGGGCAUGCAGAAGGAGGUGUAUUUGCUGUUCUAUGAGCUUGAUAGAGGAAGUGGGGAGUAG